Molecule: messenger RNA, 8586 nt
Organism: Lepisosteus oculatus (spotted gar)
Lineage: Eukaryota; Metazoa; Chordata; Actinopteri; Semionotiformes; Lepisosteidae
Gene: clcn6
Product: chloride channel 6
Biological process (GO): chloride transport; transmembrane transport
Cellular component (GO): intracellular membrane-bounded organelle; lysosomal membrane
Molecular function (GO): voltage-gated chloride channel activity
Source: RefSeq, a predicted model, not a curated record
GUGAGCGCCACGCCCACUCGUGAGGGACUGGGGUGUCCUCCACAGAACACGCUCCCACACUUCACCUGAGCUCCCGAGAUCUAGCCUGCUGCCAGGCGUGGUUUUACUUGGGAAUCAGAGGCAGACUGAGGUGCAAUAAAUACUCCACACAGUUCUACUCUCACACUGCCCUUCAUAAAACCCUACUUUUGUAUGCGCUUGCACUUACAGAUACUCCAGGAUCAGGUCCCAUCAAAGACGUGACCCUUCUGUAACUCCUUGUUGUCAGUUUUCAAACACUCCCUGGUCCUAGGUGAUCAACAAUCUAGGAAACCAUUAUUUCCAUAAUAAAAAGCAUCACAUCCACUAUACUAAUCAGAACAGAAACAGUGGGGUAAAACAACAAGGUGUUAUCAAUAGCAAGAAUUAAUUUAUCUGCUUAAACGUCUCAAAUGGAACAUCACGUACUAACAUUGCAUUUCAACAUCUGAAUUAUUUUAAUCUUUUCAGUUCUGUAACGUACUGUACUUUUGUGUUGCCAGUUCUUUACAGUGGGAGGGGCUGACAAGAGUUUAUUUUGGAACAUGGUCCUAGAGCACCACUGUGCUACAAAGGAAAGUCAAUGAAGUGAAACCAUAUGAUAGCAAUAACCUUUACAGAGGCCAAGCCAUAUAUACAAAAAUGUCUCUGUAGAUGAAGUGAAGUUGGACUGAUGUCAUUAAAAAAUGCCACUUAAAAAUGUUUUUUUCUGGAUUUUCUAAAUGUUCUCAAAAGUUUUCUAAAUAUUUUGUUUUUGGUAUUUUGUUUAUUGGCUUCAGAGGAAAUAACAUUGUUACACUAUUUGAAAAGGCAUCUACAUUUUAAUCCUCACUUUGUUUUAAGAUGACACUUCUCCCUUUUAAAAUCUUGCCAAAUCAAGACACGAGGUUCAUGCAAUCUCUUCUCAAAAACGUGCAGAGAAGGGUAUUUCUCUAUUCGCACAAGACCAGUUAUAUUAAACACCAAAUUAAUCACUCAAACCUGAUUAAGCCAAAGUUUGUAACUGGGAAUAUUUUAUAUUUAAAUUAAAACUAAACUGCCUUUGGCAACGCAACAUUUUCAUUUCAUCAUACGGAGACCUGAUAGUUUGCGACAAUCGAAGAGCCGGACGGGUUAGUUAUGCAAGUAACCCAGCCGCCUGGGUCUUGGAGCAGAGAAACAUUCCUCGGUUUUCUUGUGUGCCACAGAAAUAAACACUGUUUUUCAUCCUCAGAAAUAAAAAGUGUUUCUAUUUUUUUUUUCAGUUUGGGUAUUAUAAUCUGGUAAGUACUUUAAUAUGCAAGGGAUGCAUUAUUGUAUUACACUGUAUGUUGUUUUACAAAAUAAUAUACUGAGUUAUUGUUCUUUCAUGACGUGAUUAGCUUCCCUUAUGCAAGUAUAGUAUUCUGCUGUGCACCGGUGAUAUUUUAACGUUAGAUUCACACAUCACAGUUGUUUGAUCUACAUCUGCUCCUUUAACGUCUUUGUUCUCAUUCAACAAUACACAUUCAAAACCUACCAGAAAAAGUAGGCCCAUUGAACCAAAGAUGUAGGUUCAGUGCUAAGCUUAUUAGAAAUACUGAUCCUCUACAUCGCUUCCAAAAACUGCGCUUUGUCCGCUUACUGUUAGUCCGAAAUCCAUCUGAUCACUGCAGCGUUUUCAGAGACUUCCAGACACUAGACAUGCAGGCAUUGAAGAAAACUACUGGGAAGGCAUGAAGUAGGAACGACCCCUGAGGAGAACCCCAGAUAUCUGGGAUCAAACAAUUCUAGGGGAAACUCAUGAUGAAGAUGAUGAAAUCCUUCCAAGAAAAGAUUAUGAGAGUUUGGACUAUGACAAAUGCAUCAAUGAACCCUAUGUGGAGGUUUUGGAGGGAAUGGACAAUAAGACAGCCAGAAAGUAUGAAGCAGUGAAGUGGAUGGUUGUAUUUGCCAUUGGGGUCUGUACCGGUCUGGUGGGUCUUUUUGUUGAUUAUUUUGUACGGCUCUUCUCUCAGAUCAAGUUGAACUUGGUUGGAAAAUCCGUGGAGGAAUGCAGUGAAAAGGGCUGUCUUGCUUUAUCCCUAUUAGAACUACUGGCUUUCAACAUGACCUUUAUCUUUUUUGCUAGUGUUUUAGUUCUUAUUGAGCCUAUAGCUGCAGGGUCAGGUAUACCUGAGAUAAAGAGCUACUUGAACGGGGUGAAAAUUCCUGGUAUUGUGAGAUUCCGGACCUUCGUGUGCAAGGCAGUGGGAGUUCUGUUCUCUGUGGCUGGAGGACUCUUUGUUGGGAAAGAGGGCCCAAUGAUUCACUGCGGCUCCAUCAUAGGAGCAGGCCUGCCUCAGUUUCAGAGCAUCACUUUUAAGAAAAUUCGCUUCAAUUUCCCCUAUUUCCGUAGUGACAGAGACAAGAGGGACUUUGUGUCAGCAGGGGCUGCAGCUGGUGUGGCAGCUGCUUUUGGGGCUCCUAUAGGAGGAACACUGUUUAGCCUGGAGGAAGGGUCAUCCUUUUGGAACCAGGCACUCACAUGGAAAGUGUUGUUCUGUUCCAUGUCGGCCACCUUCACCCUCAAUUUCUUCCGCUCAGGAAUUAUGUUCAACAGCUGGGGCACUUUUCAGCUCCCAGGGCUUCUAAACUUUGGAGAGUUUAAGUGCUCGGAUGGCAAUAAGAAGUGUCACCUGUGGACCGCAGUGGACCUGGCCUUCUUUGUGGUGAUGGGAAUAGGUGGCGGCUUGCUAGGAGCUCUAUUCAACUGCAUGAACAAGAGGCUGGCCAAGUACCGCAUGAGGAAUGUGCAUCCCAAAGCCAAGUUCGUCAGACUACUGGAGAGCCUUCUAGUUUCCAUGGUUACAACAAUAGUGAUAUUUGUGGCCUCCAUGACUCUUGGGAAAUGCCAGAACCUCUCUUCUCCUACCACUGACAAUACCACCCUGCUGCUGCAAAGCCCUGCCUCCGAGGAUGGAAACUCCACCAUAAAGCAGUUCUUCUGCCGAAACAAAACCUACAACGACAUGGCGGCUCUCUUCUUCAAUCCACAGGAAGUGGCCAUCCACCAACUGUUCCACCAAGACGGUACAUUUAGUCCUGAGACUUUGACUAUUUUCUUUGUGCUGUAUUUUCUGCUGGCUUGCUGGACCUACGGUGUCUCUGUGCCGAGUGGCCUAUUCGUGCCCUCCCUGCUGUGUGGGGCUGCGUACGGCCGACUUGUAGCAAACAUCCUGAAAACAAACAUAGGAUUGGACAUUUACGCUGGGACCUUCGCUUUGAUUGGUGCAGCUUCUUUUCUUGGGGGUGUGGUCCGGAUGACCAUCAGCCUGACUGUCAUUCUAAUCGAAUCGACCAAUGAAAUAUCAUACGGGCUGCCCAUCAUGAUAACUCUCAUGGUAGCAAAGUGGACUGGAGAUUUCUUCAACAAGGGCAUAUAUGAUAUCUACAUUGUUCUCAAAGGAGCGCCUUUAUUGGAGUGGGAGACAGAGGUUGAGAUGGAUAAACUGACAGCUAGUGACAUUAUGGAGCCCAAUCUGACCUAUGUGUACCCCCACACUCGUAUCCAGUCUCUGGUCAGCAUCCUGAGGACCACAGUGUACCAUGCUUUCCCUGUGGUAACAGAGAACCGAGGCAACGAGACAGAAUUCAUGAAAGGGAACAUUCUCAUUAGCAACAACAUCAGGUUUAAGAAGUCAAGUAUCCUGACCCGGGCCGGGGAGCAGCGGCGCCGGAGCCAGUCCAUGAAGUCGUACCCGUCGAGCGAGCUGCGCAACGUGUGCGACGAUCAGGUCAGCGCCGAGCCGGUGGACGAAGGACAGGACAUGCUGCAACAGAUGCUGGAGAGGAGACAUGUGCCUUAUCCCAACCUGUACCCUGACCAGUCGCCCAGCGAGGAGUGGACUAUGGAGGAGCGCUUCCGCCCUUUGACCUUUCAUGGUCUAAUCCUGCGCUCCCAGCUGGUCACUCUGCUGAUACGCGGUGUGUGCUAUGCAGAAAACCAAUCGAGUGCAACACAGCCACGGCUCUCAUUCAGUGAGAUGACUGAAGACUAUCCUCGAUACCCCGAUAUCCACGACUUGGAUCUGCUCUUACUCAACCCUAGGAUGAUAGUGGAUGUCACACCAUACAUGAACCCUUGUCCGUACACUGUGUCUCCGAACACCCACGUCUCUCAAGUCUUCAACCUCUUCAGAACCAUGGGACUGAGACAUUUGCCUGUGGUCAACGCUGUAGGAGAGAUCGUUGGGAUCAUCACCAGGCACAAUCUGACCCAGGAGUUUCUCCUGGCCAAGCUUAGGCAGCACUACAUCACCAUGUGAGUUGCAGCAGCACCUGGCGACAUCUUCGAGCCUUUCAGGUGGGACCCCUUCUUCUCCUUGAGCACAGCAACUGGGGGCCAAAGCAUCCAUUAUUCCAAGAGCACCCAGGGGAAGAGCCUCCAUGCACCGCAGCACUGUAUCUACAGCAUUGCACCACUCAUGCUUAAGAGAGGUUUUACAUACACAGUAGUUUUGUUGGAUCAGCAGUGGGUGCUUCAAAGUAAGUCUGAUGUCCAAUAUAUCUAAUUUUUUGCUAUGCCUACAGAGAGUCUGAAAGUGCUCUCUGAUUCCUGUAUUUCUGCUUUAUCAACUACACUAUAGCACUUUUUUUGUGAUUUUGCAUUAGAUUUUUUUGUACUAAUCAGUGUUCUGUGACACUUCUUAGAAGGAACUUAAGACUUUGACUCAAACUGGAAAUGCCUUUACAAUCUGAAAAAAGAGAUGACUAUAUCCUGUUUACAAGUGCUGUCAUUUUUAGAUAAGCAUUGCAUUGGACUAACGGUAAAACAUUCAAAUUUUUUUGAGCUGAAAAUGCACAAUGAUAUGGGGGUUAAUUUGGCAAUGCAGUUUUCCCCUAUACAUUUUAAAAUCAGUCUCUUUGGUUAAAUUCUACUUUACACAUUUUUAACCAUUACAGAUAUGGGAAUGUUAUUAAAUGUUGAGAAGAUGAUCUGUGAUUAUAUUAGAAUGAAUUUUGAAUUGCAGAAUUAUUUAAUACUUCCCUGUGUUGUAAAACAGUUAAUUGAAAACUGAACUUUAAUCUCAGGAAAGUGAUCACAAUCCAAUGCUGGGCAAAUGAGAAACACUUAACUUUGCGAUAGGAUAACUCACUGUUAAUCUAAUGGACUGCUUUCUGUGCACUCAUUAUGUCAUGGUCAAGUUUUAUUUAACGUACUAGUGAAACAAGUUACAGUAAUCUCCAUGCAGGCAAUUAGUAGAAAAUUAUCUAGCAGAUGAUUCAGUUGACGGUGAUGACUCAUUUGUUGAACAAGAAGCAUUCCUCUUUAUAAUAUUUAUGCUGCAUAUAAUUUGAGAAUUUAUUUUUGGUUUGUUGUUUUUGUGUUUAUUUUGUCAUACCACUAAACUUUCAUUUGCAGGUACAUAAAUUGCCAAUAAUGAUACAUGAUGAUCAAAUCAAAAAGUUCAGGAACAUACUGGUAUUUGGUUUUAAAAAAGAGAGAAUAGGAAGCAUCAUUUAUGAAUAUAAGCCCGUUAUGUGUAAUAUAAAACCUAGUAAGAAACCAUAUUAUUGAAUUCAGAACCAGUUUAACUGAGCUGUUUUCAAGCAGACAAGCAGCAACUGUGACUCACAUUUAGUCUGAAAUUAAGUUUUAUCCUAUGAUAGGAAGUUUCCUAGAGCUUCCUGUAGAAUGGUAACAUGCUUGUUUAGUCCUCGAAAACCAAGGAGUUUGGUUUUGAGUUACUCAAAAUGUUGUACAGUGAUGCAGAAAUUUGAAUCAGUAUCAAGUUAAUAAAAUUGCAAAUUGGGAUAUUUAAGGUUUAUUUGCUUAGAAUCAAUGUAACUAAAAUCAUGUGAUUCAAAGUUAGAUAAGGUAUAUAUGUUUUAUUUUACUGUUUAAGUUUUGUUGAAUGGAAAUGUUUCCAUUCACACUGAUGUACUUUCAGUAUUUUGGCAUUAUGGUUUUGACAUUGCACUGACAGAGUAGCAUUUUUCUGUUGUUUACCUGAGAUUAAUUAAAAAACAGCCUUUGUUUCAUUAGUAAAAGAAGCUAAAGUCUGGCCACUCAAAUAUAGCAUUUUUAUGAUGUUUGAAGAUAUUUUUUAACAUUUUUAAAUACAACUAGGGCAUAUUUCUGUUGCAGGAAAACAUUCCUUUUAUGCCUUAGAUAAAGCUAUCGGGCAUUCUUUGAAGGCAGUAAACAUAAGCUAGAAGUUUCAUUUUACUUACUAUUAAACUGGAAUUCACACGUAUCGAGUUGUGUACAGCACCUGUAUGUUGCUGUACUGUGCUGGUCAACAGGGCAGCUCUCUUUGUGGUUAGAGAAGAGCAGGUUGCGAAUAGUAUGUCAAAAGAAGGUAGUGUAUUCAUUUUAUUUUCCUUGCAUGAACGGUAGUUGCCACAUUACUUUCUUGCAACAAGUCUCGUUUGGCAGUAUGCAUGGUGUAGUAUUGUAAUGAUUCAGGAGGUUAUGGAUAUGGAAAAUGUGAAGAGACAGACUUUCAGGUCUUCUCUUAUCUAUCUGUGAAAUUCACCUGUUAACAGAUGUUGAGCUUCUCCACCAAGAUGAUGAGUCCUGCUGACGUCUGAUCUGAAUUGAAAAUUCACUUAGCUUGACACCAAAUAUCUCUCUGUAAAUCAUAAAACUUUCAUUAGUCUUUUGAAUGAAGUAGGUCUGUGGUCUUAUUUUGGAAUAAUGAAAUAAUUUCCUCCUUCAACAAGACUUGCUCUUGUGUAGAACAUCUUGUUACAGUUCAAGGUGUCUUUAUCUGCAGUGGUUAUGUGGCCAUUCACAGCCAUCCCACUGCCAUGUACACUACACUUUAAAAGUGGGACAUUUAACUGGGUAAAUGUGGGGAAACUAUCCAUAAACAUUGGCUGAUUAUAAUAAAGCAUUGAUUGUUUCACCAUCAAUACACCCUCAGAGCUGAUGCAUUCAUUUUUAUUAAAUUCACUUUGUUAUUUGAUAUUUUGUAUGUUUUGAUUAAUUUUUUGCACUUACCUGCAAGAUAAGUAUUGGUACUUAUUGUGUUUGGUUGAAAGCAUGUGAAAACAUGUUUAUCAGAAUCGGUAUUGACAGAACUUUGUGUUCUUGUUUCUGACACUAAAAAAUCUCACACUAUAAUUGUUCCAUUUUCAUGGAAAUAUCAUUUCUUUCCUUCAUAAUUUAACAUUUUUUUCCCCAAUAUUCACUUUAUUAUUAAUGUUAAAGUUAGCAGGAAACUGAAUGUUUUGUUUUGUGAUGGAAAAAGGCUAUGUUAACUUAAUCUGAUAGACUCUGUUAAAGAUCUGGUUACAAUAAAAUUUUCUGUGUGUGACACAGUCACCAGUCAACUUAUUUUUAAUCAGUAAUGUGACACUGUGGCCCUUUAUCACGUUAUGGUCUGUAUUACAUGAACAUUUUGAUCCGCUCAGCAAUUGCAAAAUGGGAGCUUUGAUGGUAGUUUUUCAAUGAGAAUUGCUUGGCAAGCAGUCUUGAGGCACUGUUUGUAUGUGGAUUAAAUUUCUCACGUAACCUGUUUAUCUGUCUGUAGACCAAAUGUAUUAGGAUAUAAAAGUCCACAGACGGAACAGAAUUGAUAGCAUCCUCAGAACACAUUUUUUGAAAAGCCAUAGAAUAAUAUAUAGUCUGGUGCAUACAGUAUAUACAGUGUGUGUGUAAUGUGGCUUUUUGUGAAAUAGCAAAAGGGCUUAAAUGUUCCUUGUUUGUUACCUCUCAUUGGUGAAGUCUGCAUGUGCCAGUCCAAAUUAAGUUGCUGCAGAUAUCAAAACCUGGAAUCUUUGUCCCUGAUCCUAGAGAGCCCCAGCCUACGUGCUAGGUCACAUUUUUCUAAAAUGUGGGAAUGCUUGUAACGAUUAAUCAAUUAAGCAAUUAAUGCACUCAAUUCAGAUUAUACCGAUUCUCCAGGACUGAAUGGGAUUUUUGGUCCCAAACGACCUCUAAAUUUAAUUCACAGGUCACUUGCUUAAGUCUACCAAACCUUUGGAGACUUGAGGCGAUUUAAUGGAGAUAUAUAAAAUCUGUUGGACUGGAACUCUCUUUUGAGAGUUUUUGAAACCCUAAGCUGUUCAUUUUCCCCAUGUGAGCUAUAUGAUUAGUUAAAGUAUUUGUGAUUUGUUUUGCAUAUCUCCUACAAGUUCAGUCUCACCAAAGCCAGUUAUUUUUUUAUCUAAUAUUUUUUCUGCCAGAAAGGUAUUAUGCUCCCAAGGAAGCUUAUUGCUGCAAGAAUAAGGAUGCUGGCAACUGUUUCGUGCAUGUACUCCAGCUUUGUUGAAUAAUACUUUGUUUUGGUAAACAAUGUCUCCCAACAAUGCAAAAAUGCCCUUAUUUAGGUUGUUUUUUCAGUUUGUUUUCAUGUGUCCAAGCCAUAUUAAAAAGGGAUAAUUUCCACAUUAUGCACUUUCAAUUUCUGUGUCUUUUCCUGAUGCUUGUGUACAGAUUUGUUCGUACUUUUUUUCCACUACAAGAAAAAGAUAUUCAUUUUGGAUAUUUGUGAUAUGUAAUUUAGCUACCUUUGGUAUUAUAAAACAAUGGUUUUGUACUUGAGUUGGAUUCCACUUGUUCUGUCUGUAUGUUUGCCUUAAUGUGUCAAACAAUUAAAGGAAAAAAAGACUUGUGCACUU